AUGCUUGCCACGUUGGGAACAUGGGAUGAGGGAAUCCGAACAUUCCUUCAAGAGGCAGCCCAAAAGGGUCCUCAACCUUUGGAUAUGGACUAUGAAGAGAGGAGGCGAAUGACGCACGAACCUCGUGUACGACGUCAAUUAGAACUAGAGGACCAAUGGAAAGGCACUUUUAUGGAAGGGAUAUGGAAAGGAAUGCGCCGUUUUGCACGUCCUGUGGACGAUUACAAGGUAUCGGAGAAUCGUUUUUAUGAAUACCUCGUUUCAGUAGGUAUUUCAAGUGAGUUUUUAGGGAAUAAACUUUAUAAGGUUUUCCAAUCAGAGGCAUGCCCUGAAGUUGAUUUUCUCCGUGUUUGCAAAGCGAUCCAUCUAGGUUUGACAGAGAUUGGUACAUCCUUCAAAUUUCUCGAACACUGUUACAAGUCCCUUGCCCAAGGUCCCGUUUCCGAAGAACUGGAUUGUGCUACUGUCAUGCGUGCAUGUGAGUUGCAGCGUCGCAUGAAUGCCCAAAAGACAGCAUCAACGGCCUUGGAGUUGAAGUUGCAACAACUGGAGGGCGUUUUGCAGUAUUUUGAAGAGACAGGGGAGACGAGCGUUGACAUUGGCGUUUUCCGUUUCAUGUUCUUUGAAGAAAGGUGGCGUUAUUGGGCGGGAACUUUUAUCAAACCAUUACUUGAAGCAGCUGCAAAGUACUUUAGCUUUCCAUACGGUGUUUUCCCUACCAUUCCUUUGCGGUGGACGAAGACGACUGAGCCUCUGUCUUACGACAGCCAUGAGGUGUACGAUGCCGAUUCUCUUCUUCUUAGAAAUGUCGAAUUAACGGGAGGUGAUAAUACUAUCAAGAAAAAAAAAAGCCGGAAAGGUCUUAGUACUUCAUCUUCAAGGAAAAAGUGA
This is a messenger RNA of Trypanosoma rangeli, 891 nucleotides long. RefSeq lists its product as uncharacterized. The record is from RefSeq and is a predicted model, not a curated record. Bases 1 to 891 code for a protein of 296 amino acids. The transcript has a single exon. NCBI's taxonomy places the organism in Eukaryota, Euglenozoa, Kinetoplastea, Trypanosomatida, Trypanosomatidae.